Molecule: messenger RNA, 2860 nt
Organism: Suricata suricatta (meerkat)
Lineage: Eukaryota; Metazoa; Chordata; Mammalia; Carnivora; Herpestidae
Gene: ACSBG1
Product: acyl-CoA synthetase bubblegum family member 1
Exons: 15
Coding region: 163-2367 (734 amino acids)
Cellular component (GO): membrane; endoplasmic reticulum
Molecular function (GO): long-chain fatty acid-CoA ligase activity
Source: RefSeq, a predicted model, not a curated record
AAAAAUAGAGAGGAAACCGGCCUCGAGUGGCCGAGUCUCCGCCUCCCACCAGGGCCGCCCCCACUGCCCGCUCAAGGCCGGCCUCUUGCCCAGGGGACGCAGGUGCCCGCCGCUGAUGCCACGCAGCUCUGAAGCUGGACACGGCUGCCCCGAGGACCCCCCAUGCCAGACAGUGGAGACAACCCGCAGGCGAGCCGGGCCCCCCGGGAAAGCCCGGCAGCCAGGUUCUUAAGCAGACUGCCGCCCAGUGGGCCUGGGCGUGUUCGCAAACUUAGUUUGAGCCUGCGGUACCAGCAAGGAGUAAGGCCGAAUGUGACAAACAGCUCUCCGACUGAUGGGCAGAUACUCUCCAAAGAGUCCCUCAGCCAUGCUGUCACACCCUUGUCCCCAGAGGAGGUGAGGGACGCCCAGUUGGAUUGCUCAGAGGAGCCGCUGUGGACGACCCGGACGGACGGACGCGUCCACCUGCGUGUCCACCCCACCUGCCCGCAGCCGCCCUGCACCAUUCACCAGAUGUUCCUGGAGUCCCUGGACAAGUACGGACACCUCAGUGCCCUGAGCUUCAAGCGCCUCGGCGUGUGGGAGGACAUCUCUUACUCCCAGUACUACCUGCUGGCCCGGAGAGCCGCCAAGGGCUUCCUAAAGCUCGGCCUGGAGCGGACCCACAGCGUGGCCAUCCUCGGCUUCAACUCCCCGGAGUGGUUUUACUCAGCGGUGGGCACCGUAUUUGCCGGCGGCAUCGUCACCGGCAUCUACACCACCAGCUCCCCGGAGGCCUGUCAGUACAUCGCCCAAGACUGCCAAGCCAACAUCAUUGUGGUCGACACACAGAAGCAGCUGGAAACGAUCUUGAAGAUCUGGAGAAAUCUGCCACAUCUGAAGGCCGUAGUGACAUAUGGAGAAGCCCCUCCCAGGAAUAUGGUCAGCGUAUACACGAUGGAGGAGCUCCUGGGGCUAGGGGCCGAGCUGCCGGAGGAGACCCUGGACGCGGCCAUCGGUGCCCAGCAGCCCAACCAGUGCUGCGUGCUAAUCUACACCUCGGGCACCACGGGCAGCCCCAAGGGCGUGAUGCUGAGCCAGGACAACAUCACGUGGACGGCGCGGCACGGCAGCCAGGCGGGCGGCAUCCAGCCGGCCGAGGUCCAGCAGGAGGUGGUGGUCAGCUACCUGCCCCUCAGCCACAUCGCCGCGCAGAUCUACGACCUGUGGACGGGCAUCCAGUGGGGGGCCAAGGUCUGCUUUGCCGAGCCGGACGCCCUGAAGGGGAGCCUGGUGAACACGCUGCGGGAGGUGGAGCCCACGUCCCACAUGGGGGUGCCUCGGGUGUGGGAGAAGAUCAUGGAGCGCAUCCAGGAGGCGGUGGCUCAGUCAGGGUUCAUCCGGCGCAAGAUGCUGCUCUGGGCCAUGUCGGUGACCCUGGAGCAGAACCUGACGUGCCCCGGCAGUGGCCUGAAGCCCUUCGCGGCCAGGCUGGCAGACCGCCUGGUGCUGGCCAAGGUCCGCCAGGCCCUGGGCUUUGCCAGGUGUCAGAAGAACUUCUACGGAGCGGCCCCCAUGGCCACGGCGACACAGCGCUUCUUCCUGGGCCUCAGCAUCCCCUUGUACUCGGGCUAUGGCCUCAGCGAGACCUCGGGGCCCCACUUCAUGUCCAGCCCGCGCAGCUACCGGCUCACCAGCUCCGGCAGGCUGGUGCCAGGCUGCCUGGCGAAGCUGGUUAACAAGGACGCGCAGGGCGUCGGGGAGAUCUGCCUGUGGGGCCGCACCAUCUUCAUGGGCUACCUGAACAUGGAGGACAACACGCGCUCGGCCAUCGACGCCGAUGGCUGGCUGCACACGGGCGACCUGGGCUGGCUGGACGAGGACGGCUUCCUCUACGUCACGGGGCGCCUCAAAGAACUGAUCAUCACAGCCGGAGGGGAGAACGUGCCCCCUGUGCCCAUCGAGGAGGCCGUGAAGGCGGAGCUGCCCAUCAUCAGCAACGCCAUGCUCAUCGGGGACCAGAGGAAGUUCCUGUCCAUGCUGCUCACCUUCAAGUGCAAGCUGGACCCAGACACCUGCGACCCGACGGACUGCCUGACCGAGCAAGCCGUGGAGUUCUGCCAGCGGGUGGGCAGCACGGCCACCACCGUGUCCGAGAUCGUGGGGAGGAGGGACGAGGCCGUGUACCGGGCCAUUGAAGAGGGGGUCCAGAGAGUCAACAUGAAGGCAGCCGCCCGGCCCUACCACAUCCAGAAGUGGGCCGUCCUCCACAGGGACUUCUCCAUCGCGGGCGGAGAGCUGGGUCCCACGAUGAAGCUGAAACGGUUAACAGUCCUGGACAAGUACAAAGACGUCAUCGAUUCCUUUUACCAGGAGCAGAAAAAGUGACCGGGGGCCAUCCCCCAGCCUCUGCUGAAGACCGCAGGCCUCCGGGGUGCCUCUAGGCUCUAGGUGCCCCUCAGUUCGCUGAGAUCUCUGGCAAGUCAGGGAGGUCUGGGGUCAGGGUGAUGCAGGGACGUUUGCAACAGCAGCUGGCGGUUCCAGGAAGCUUCACGUGUGGGUAGUUUUAAUUUUAAGCCUUUUGUUCAGGUGACACUGGAGAUCGGCUCUCCCCCCAACCCCCAACCAGCUGUCCAGCGUGGGGGGGUGGUUCCCGGCCCUACAAGGGGGAGGGUGGGGGAGGGCGGCCGAAUCACUCACGCCCCUGCACCCGCCCCCUAUCGGCCCGCUCACCCUGAUCUGGCGGGCGCCGCCGCUUGGGCACCGGGCUGUCCCGUGCCUUGCACUUGCUGACUGAUCUGAUGUUUAGUAAGACUGCCGCUGCCUAAGUGAUUGUGCGAGGGUGUAAUCUGAAUAUUAAACUAUUUAACAGAACUGCCAA